Messenger RNA from Thrips palmi, 5703 nucleotides. It is a transcript of the gene l(3)76BDm, whose product is annotated as trafficking protein particle complex subunit 8. The transcript is spliced from 21 exons. Gene Ontology annotation, cellular component: phagophore assembly site; TRAPPIII protein complex; cytoplasmic vesicle. Gene Ontology annotation, biological process: protein localization to phagophore assembly site; endoplasmic reticulum to Golgi vesicle-mediated transport. The record is from RefSeq and is a predicted model, not a curated record. The coding region runs from base 209 to 4609 and encodes 1466 amino acids. Lineage: Eukaryota; Metazoa; Arthropoda; Insecta; Thysanoptera; Thripidae.
UUGGCACAACAUGUAAUCAUCAACAUGGCCGCUUCUGACUGGACACAAUGGUGUUGACUGUAAAUUUUAUGUGCAAAAUUUGUUUUACUGGGUUGUGUUCUAAGAUUUGUUUGUGAAAGUCUUCGUAUGUAUCGGAGACUUACAUCAGAAUCUCAUUAAAGCACUUUUUUUGAACUUCAUACCCGUGGUGUACUGUAAUGCUGAAAUAAUGGCUCAGUGCAAGUCAACCCCUUACGAGUUUGUUCAAAAUGCUUUUUCACCCCUCGUUGCUGUUCUCAGCAGCCCAAUGGCAGAACAACUUUGCCGGAAGAAUAAUCUGUCAUUUGUUGAAAUGGUUCAACCAUUCUGUCGACUGACAUCGGAAGUUCACUUCCGCGAUCCCCUAGGUGCAAAUGUAGCUGUCAAGAAUUUACGUGUGUGUCUGCAAGAUGUUCACUCACGUCCGCCCCAGCCAACACUUGCUCGAAAGUUUUUGAAUGAGUCUGUUUCUAAUGCAAUAAACGAUAAUAAAACUACUCUCACCUUUGGUGAUCAAAAAAUUGAAGUGCCUUCUGCCACCCCAUGGUUUGAGGCAUGGCGUGAAACUUUCUUGCAAGUUCAGUUCCCAGCUGACCAUGAGUUCACCAAGCAUUACCUCGGUUGUAUUGCUGUUGUAUCUGCAGCAGAACCAUCUCCUCUAGAUGUGAUGCGAGGGUUGCGCCAACAGAUGCAGAGCCUGCAAGCUGUAGCUCCGGGUAAAUUACCAAAAUGGAUGGCAACACCUUCUCCUCCUUUACUUUACCAUCUCUUGCUUAAUGAUGUCAAUGAAGGAGAUGCAGCUAAGGCUGAAGCAACAUUCACCUCCAUGAAGUCGGAAUAUGGAGCAAAUAAUUGUUUUCUCUUGAACAUUAAUACUCGGCCACCGGGGCAACAUGAAGAUGUUAGUCAUCUACCAGAUCCUUGGAGCCAAUAUGUCAGUCGUCACUCGGAGACUUCGGCAGAUUCUCACGAGUAUGAUAGUAGCCCAAGGACUCCAGCAGAAAUGAUUGGGGUCACGGGAAUGCCUAACCGUGUGUCAACAGAUGACGCCGAACUUGCUCAAGAAGCCAGUCAAGAAUUGCCUUCGGAACAUAAUUCAGUCGAGUCUGGUGCCUCGUCACCUGUUCCUGUCAUGCAGCAUCCGUUAAGCCCACAGGAAGAUGGCUAUCAGCUUCCUGGCUCAGAAAAUGGUGCUGCAGUUAAUCACAUGAUCGGAAAUGCUCCUCUGAAUACUAAUGUAUGGGCCGGUAUUAAUUCAAGCAAUACACCUGUCAGUACUCCUCUUGGAAACAAUCCUUUGAUUCCUCAUGGUGCAUGUCUCACAACUCCUGACAUUGAUCGUAUCAGAGCCUUUAUUCAUGAUAUGUGUGCGCAUGCUCUUCUCCCUCAUAUUGAGAAACAAAUUCAACAACUUCAUGAUCAAAUUUCGAACAAGAAAAGUGUCAGCCGAUCUCUGUUGGGUGCUACUAAGAGGUGGUUUGGAACAAAUAAACCUGGUGCUCCUAAUUCCACUGUCCCUACCAAUGCUGUUAUUUAUUCUGGAGAUGCUCCCGAGCUUCAACUGCGUCGUAUGGGUGAUUUGUGCUUCAUGUUUCGACAUUACAAACUUGCUUUUGAAGCUUUUCACUCAGCCAAGCGAGAUUUUGCUGCCGAUGGUGCUUGGUUGUAUUAUGCUGGAGCAUUGGAAAUGGCUGCGUUGUCAGUGUUCAUGAUGGGUGAGGGUGGCCGUAAAGCCCAAGAGUACUGUGAGGAAGCUAUUCUUACUUACCUAAACACCUGCAGGUUGCAGCAGUUUGCUACAAGAAGCACCCUUCUUAGCACGGAAUGCUUAAAAAGCCGUGCUCAGUAUGGAGAUGCUGCUAAGCAGCUAUUACGAAUGACUAGUGAAGACUCAGAUUUACGAUCAGCUCUCCUUCUUGAGCAAGCAGCUUUCUGUUAUUUACAAGCUUCCAAACCACCCAUGCUUCGCAAAUUUUCUUUCCAUAUGGUUUUAGCUGGGCACAGAUUUAAUAAAGCCGGUCAAAAGAAGCAUUCUUUGAGGUGCUAUCAGCAAGCAUAUCAGAUUUACAAGGGAAAGGGCUGGAACUUGGCAGAGGAUCACAUUCAUUUUACUAUUGGGAGGCAAGCUGCCUUUUUGCGCUCAACAGAACUUUCUGCUCAAGCCUUUGGACGGCUCUUCAAUCCAGCCAGCAAGCAGUCACCCCUUCAACAAGCAGCAUUUUUGCGGGAAUACCUGCAAAUUUAUCAGCAACUUCCACAUGAAGCAGGACUGUUGCCAAGCUUACCUAUUCCCUUGUUACAAAGCACAUCCAUAGCAGUUCUUGUUGGCCCAUUACCGCCUCCAGUAGAUAAGCAGCAUGGGCCGCAAAUCUUUGCAUCCAGAAUUAAUUUUGUUGAUGAUUCUCUGGAUGAUGCAAGCUCUUGGAUUCAGCUUGAAGAAAAGCUCUUAACAGAAGUGCAGGGAACUGCACUCUUAAUAUUUAAGCCCAUUGCAACCCUUUUCACAAAUCAUACUGACAACAGUAAAAAUCCCUUGUCGGUCAUGAGAGAACCAGUUUCAGUAUCUGUAACAGUUCAGAAUCCAACUGGUGUUCCUUUGCCUCUUUCUAAUGUCCAUUUAUUAUGGGCUUUUAAACCUGCAACUAAUAAUCCAACACCUGAGUCUGAAGAUGAAAGUUGGAUUGAAAAUGAGAAAGUUACAGAAAAAGAAGGCCAACACUUUGUUGAGACAUGUCUUUUGCCACAACUGUUGCUUGAACCAAAUUCAUCACGGCAGCUGGUGUUGUCAGUAAUACCGCGUCAGAGAGGAAACUUGCGUUUGUUGGGUAUUGCAUAUAAAAUAAAUUAUCCAUCACCAUCAUUAGCUGAUGCCAAUACUCCUACUGCUCCUGCUGCUGUUCCAAACCCAGCUGUCUUAUCACCUACCUCAUCAACUCCUCUCUCUGUACAGGGAAAGCAGAUGUUUGUUUUGCAACCAAAAAAAAUCCUUCGUGUUGGUAAAGAACGUCCUACACAAGAAAAUAAACCAGUUGAAGAUAAUCGCCUGAAUGUUAUAAUUGUCCCUGGAGGUCCUCAGCUUCAGGUCAAAAUGAUUGGACUAGUCUCUGAGAUGCUCUGUGGAGAACUACAAAAAGUCCAAAUCGAGCUCAUUAAUAUAGGCAGUGCACCUAUUCAAACACUGCUUAUAGGCUCAAAUACUCCACACCUUUUCACCAUAAUUGAUCUGCCCCAAAUAGAAAAUGGUCCUAAAGGUUUGCCUCAAGUCCAGCGAAUACCUCUUCAAGGACCUCUUAAACCACAAGAGAAGCGAACACUGACUAUGUGGCUAAGAGCACCUGAUAUCCCAGGCUCUGCAGCUCUUAAAAUGCUGUUUUAUUUAGACAGUGGUGACAGCACUAGCUUACCAAAGUAUCGACUUGUACGUCACUACUGGCCACUGACCGUUUUGGAAUCUGUUCAGUUUAGUGCUGAGGCCAGUCGAAGCCAAGCGCUUAGUGCAGAGGAAACAUUAAACAUAAACACAAGAAUCAUGAAUACCAAUAAAGUUCAAGACCUCUUGCUAACCAAAAUCACCUUGUUGCAAGUGUCAUUAGCCAGCCCGACAUGGACCUUAAGCAAUAUUCCUGUCACUAUAACUCCCCAAGAUACAGUUUUAAGCUCCCAGGAAUCGGUGCAACUUCUACUUAGAGCCCGUCGGUGCUCUGUAGGGAGCCCAACAACAUUUUCAGACAUGAGACUCGCUACCUCAUCAGCAGAGCCUAUUGAACCUUGUGCCAACCGACCCCACAGAGACUUCUUACAACGGCUUCCAGAAUGGAACUCUAAUUCUACAAGUUCUUCUGUUGACAAAACCAGUGUGACUGAAGCAGCUCUAGCAAUCUGUAUUACAAUAGUUCUUAAGUGGAAGGCUGCAGUUAUGGACAGUGGUGGUGCUAUUCGCUCAGCGUUUGGUCAAACUCAUCUCACUCUUUCAAGACUCAACAAGCGCACUUCAUGCCCACCUUUGAUUCAAAAUGCAAUUGAGAAAGGCCCUGCAGUUUUACGUGUUUUUGGGCCUGAUAGGAAUGUACCCUCUGAGUCUGACAUUAUUGCUAGUAAAGGAGUUGUUUCUUUGGAAACAAUGCAACAUCUUGUCAUGUACAGCUUAAAGCAUCCCUCUCAUCUCUCCCAUGACUUUAGUAGACAAAGGCUGUGUGUUGUUGAUGUCCAACUUAUCUUACACAAUUGCUGUGAUUCACCUCUCUUUGCUAAAGUCAGUCUCGCAAACUUACCAAGUGGCAUGCCUUCAAAGAGUCAGCUUUACCUUCCCCAUGCCUCCUCUAUAGUGCGUUGGGUAGGCCGCCUAGUGUCAAAUGUGGAAUUGGCUGGUAGAUCUUCCCACACCGUGUCACUACGUGCUGCCAUUCCUGGACCAGGAACUUACAACCUGGGUGCUCACCUGCAAGUGUUCUGCUCUUUGUUGGGCAUUUCAGACAAAGAAGCUGUUCUUCAGCGGAUGCGACUUGAAUCAGCUAUUGUUAUUAGUGAAUCUGUAUGUAAUACAACUGUAAACAGUGCAACUGGAGCUGCUGCUCUUGUGGCAUCAUCAUAGAUGCUGUAGAGGUCCUCUGUUACCAUCUGGUACCUAAGUGUAAUUUUCAUCCUGAAAAUGUUACUUGUAGUACUAGGUAUAUUUAUUUCAGAGAAUGGCAACCAGUAGGGACCAAACCAUUAAAUAUUGUAAUGUUAUAAAUUUAUUUUGGCUUCUUCCUGUUUCUAAUGUGAUCAAGAGUAUAUCUGAAAUUGUAAUGAUAUCAAUUUGUGAUAAGUGUAACCUAUAUUGUUUUUUUGGAGUUUGCACUGUUGCGGGACAGAUUAGUAGGAAGUUUGACUAUAAUUGUGUUAUUGAUGAGGCAGAUGAAUUGUUUGUGUUGCCAUUUAUAUCACACUUGUUCAAUUCAAAGUUACAUCUGAUUUUUUUCUGUGAUUAGUGAUUUUAACAAUGUGUCCACUGACUGAGCUGAUCUAAACUGUCAGUAACUGCUGCCGUAUCAAUUUUCUUACAAUAAACCGUGUCUUCAAUUUUUCUUAAAAACAUAUAUUUUUUUUUACCAAGCAUCAAUUAGAAUUUGUACUUUACUUCUCGUUUUCUUCAUUUAACUUUACUUGUAAAGCUUAAAAUUUAUAGUUGAAUUCCUUCAAUUUUAUCGUUUGCAUCUUUAUAUCCUUGUUUUGUUUGUUUUUUACUUCUUUGUAAUUUCUCUUAUUUGUUUCCCUUUAUUCAUUGAACCUUUUACUGAAUGCCUUGUUUGAUGAAAUGCUGUUAAUAGACUGUAUUUUAAAACAAUAAAUUGUAUUCUCUUUUCAGUAAAUCAUGCUUGCAUUCCUAUUCCAAUUUUAGUUCUACUUAUUAUUGUCAAGGUAAGUUACAGCCAUUGUUGCAACUAGCAGAUUAUGUUAACCAUUCUGUGAUUUUGUUUAACCUGUGUUGUUGUUUUUUAAUGACUCAUCCUGUAGUCUGCGUGUAGAUAUUGUUUCUCAUAAAGAAACAAAUGAAAACCCCAAAGGUUCUGUUAAUCACAGCGUGAUUCCUUCCAGGUUAUCGAUCACAAUCUGGUCUUAAUAAAUUGUACUUUAGACUUUGUUAUGAAAUACUGUUAUGCUAUGCGAGAUAGAAAUAAAUACAUUUGUAUAUUGACUGUUGCA